Molecule: messenger RNA, 1315 nt
Organism: Pseudocercospora fijiensis CIRAD86
Lineage: Eukaryota; Fungi; Ascomycota; Dothideomycetes; Mycosphaerellales; Mycosphaerellaceae
Exons: 1
Coding region: 23-1261 (412 amino acids)
Source: RefSeq, a predicted model, not a curated record
GUCUUGAAUCCCUCUGGCAGUCAUGUUAGCCAUGAAGACGACGAAUGUAAUGCGAUGGGCAAUCCCCAGCCUCGUACUCUCUCUGUUCACCAUUCUAUUCAUACAAUCCUCAUCCUCACCUCUACAGUCCACCGAUGCAUCACCUCUCCAGCGAGCGCAACACUGGAUCAAAUCACCCCUCCAACAAGUCAUCCAAGAACCCACCACCACAGUCACAACCACCGUCACAGCAACAAUAGCCGCAAUCUCAACCCCCAAAACCAAACCAAGCUACAUCCCCGGCAAAGCGGACCCCCACAAAACCUAUCGCAAAGCCCUGAUCGUCUCUUCCAUCAAAAAAGAAAACACAUCAUGGAUCGCUCAAAGCGUCCCCGACGUGGACGCCUACAUCUACGUAAACGACGACCCCGACGCCAUCCUCACCGUCCCCAAAAACAAAUUCAACGAAGUCAUGACCUACCUGACCUUCAUCAUCGACCACUACGACCGACUUCCAGAAAUCAUGAUUUUCAUUCACGCUCACGCCCGUACGCACCAUAAUCCCGCCAUGAUGGGCAUGACGGCCGACCUCGUCAAUAAUCUGAAUCCUCAGCGGGUGAUGCGCGAAGGGUACAUGAAUUUGAACUGCGGCGCGUGGAAGACGGGAGAGUGUACGGCUCAAAUGCGACCUGCUGAGGGUGUGCCGUUUGGAUCCCAUAUUGAGGCAUGGAAGGCUUUGUUUCCUGAAUAUCCUCUGCCGCAGAUUUUGGGAGGGUCGUGUUGUGCCCAGUUCGCGGUUUCGAAGGAACGCGUUCGGCAGAUUCCUUUGGAGACGUUUAAGCGGUGGAGGAGUUGGUUGUUGGAGACCAAGAUGGGUGGGAUGGGGUUCUUUUUUGAGUAUUUGUGGCAGUUCAUUUUCAAGGGUGAGCAUGUGUACUGUCCGGCGUCAUGGUCUUGUUAUUGUGAUGGGUUUGGGUUGUGUUUCGGUGGGGAGGCGGAGUAUUUGAAGUAUGUCAGGUUGCAGUCAGGCAAGGAUAGGUUGAUUCAGGGUGUUGACGAAAUUAAUGCGAAGGGACGGGAAGGCAUUGAGGCGAGUGAGGAUGGGAAGUACGACUUGCCAGACGCUGAGGCGAAGAGGCGGGUGAGCUUUAGGAAGGCGAUUGAAGAUAUCGACAUUGAGAUCAAGAGGAUGUUGACGAUUGCGAAAGAAAGGGGCAACAAUCCGAAGCUGCGGGCGGAAGAACUUGGGAGAAAAUGGGAAGAGGGUGAUGGCUUUAUAUGACCAAUACCUUCCGAAUGAUAUCCUUCAAUAGACUUCAAUAUGACUUUCUCCAUC